AUGUCUCCGUCCCUGGCCAGAUCCGCUCCCAGCGAGCUCAACCACUGGUGGACCCAACUGAAGUUUCGCCUUCAAAACAAGAAAGGAUGGAACGAGAUGUUGGAUGAGACGUUUCUGCUACACACUAAAUAUAUAAAUGAUCUUCCUCUCUUCUAUGCGGCUAAAAAGAACAGCGCUGGGUGCAUCAAGAAACUGCUGAGCUGUUCCUCCACUAACAUCUUUGAGAGAGGAGCUCUCGGGGAGACGGCGCUUCAUGUUGCCGUGAUGAACGAUAACCUGGAGGCCGCUGUGGCUCUCAUGGACGGAGCUCCUGAACUCAUCAACGAGCCCAUGACUUCAGAGCUCUUUCAAGGUGUUACUCCUCUCCACAUCGCUGUUGUCAAUCAGAACAUCAAUCUGGUUCAUCAUCUGAUCAGUCGUGGGGGUGACGUGUCUACACCUCGAGUCACCGGUCUCUACUUCAGGAAGAGAAUCGGAGGACUCGUGUACUACGGUGAGCACAUCCUGUCCUUUGCUGCGUGUACCGGGAAUGAAGACAUCAUCUCCAUGCUUAUUGACGCCGGGGCCAGCACCAGGGCCCAGGAUCACCGUGGCAACACCGUGCUUCACAUUUUGGUUCUGCAGCCCAACAAGACGAUUGCAUGCCAGGCCGUUGACCUGAUUAUGGCACGCGACAUGGAGCUGGACCAGUCGGUGCCACUCGACAUGGUGCCCAACUCCCGGGGCCUUACACCCUUCAAACUGGCUGCCAAAGAGGGGAAUGUUGUUGCGUUUCAGCACCUGGUUAACAAGAGGCGAGUGGUCCAGUGGAAUCUGGGCCCGCUGACCUCUAACCUGUACGACCUGACAGAGAUCGAUUCCUGGGCCGACACCCAGUCCGUGCUGGAGCUCAUCGUGUGCGGCCACCAGAAAGAGGCUAGAAAGAUACUGGAACUGACCCCUGUCAGGCAGCUGGUUAGCCUUAAGUGGAACCUGUAUGGGAAACAUUACUUUAGGCUCCUGUUGUUACUGUAUCUGCUGUACAUCGGGACCUUCACGCUGUGUUGUCAACAUCGCCCUCUGAAGGACGCUCCAGAGAACUACACGCAGUCUGACCUAGACAAAACUGUCCGGGUCCAGAAAACCCUAAAGGAGAGUUAUGUGACACAUGCGGACAACCUGCGGCUGGUGGGUGAAAUCAUCAGCAUCCUGGGAGCUUUUGCCAUUCUGUUGCUGGAGAUCCCUGACAUACUGCGAGUUGGGGCAAAGCGUUAUUUUGGCCAAACCGCACUGGGAGGACCCUUCCAUUUCAUCCUUAUCAUCUACGCGUUCCUGGUGGUGCUGCUGUGUGUGUUCAGAGUCUGCGAGGUGCAGGGAGAGACUGUGGUGAUGGCCGUUUGUUUGGUUCUCGGCUGGUGCAACGUCAUGUUCUUCGCCCGAGGUUUUGAAAUGCUCGGCCCUUAUGUCAUCAUGAUACAGAAGGUUAUAUUUGGAGACCUAACAAAGUUUAUUUGGCUGAGUGUCAUUGUACUCAUUGGCUUUUCCACCUCACUCUGGAUGGUGUAUAUGACACAGGAGCUUGAUUCCAUUCCUGCAUAUCACUCCUAUGCUAUCACCCUCUUCUCCCUGUUUGAGCUCAGCGUGGGCCUCAUAGAUCUGCCUGUGGACCAGACCAUCCUUAAUCCCACGAUCGUCUAUGUGCUGCACUGCACCUUCUCUCUGGUCUCCUACCUCCUCCUGUUGAACCUACUGAUAGCUAUGAUGAGUGACACACACUGGCGGGUGGCCCAGGAGAGAGAUGACCUCUGGAGGACUCAGGUGGUUGCCACAACUUUGAUGCUUGAGAGGAGGCUGCCCCGCUGCCUGUGGCCUCGGCUCGGGGUGUGUGGGCUCAGCUACGGCCUGAUGGAGCGUUGGUAUCUAAGGGUUGAGGACAGAAAGGAUCAAAUGUUGCAAAAGAUGCGACGCUACGUCAAGGCUUUCUCCAAAGAGGAGGAAAAGGAGGGAUUGGAGAAGGACACAGCGAAGGGUUCCAUCUCAGGAAGCCCCAAGCUCAGACGUGAGAACAGCACGAGGUCUAAUGCAGGGUGGCAGAUCAUCCGGGACAGCGCCAUGGGAUUGGAGAUGCAGCAGCACGAGCUGGAGGAGGACCAGUGCAUUAAAUAUGUUUAGGAAGAUUUCAUGUAAUGUAAUUUGAUGAUGAAAAAAGUUUCAAGAUGAAGACUCAACAGACUAUGUAUUCAACUGUGCAAU
Molecule: messenger RNA, 2232 nt
Organism: Pungitius pungitius (ninespine stickleback)
Lineage: Eukaryota; Metazoa; Chordata; Actinopteri; Perciformes; Gasterosteidae
Gene: trpv6
Product: transient receptor potential cation channel, subfamily V, member 6
Exons: 16
Coding region: 1-2151 (716 amino acids)
Biological process (GO): calcium ion import across plasma membrane
Cellular component (GO): plasma membrane
Molecular function (GO): calcium channel activity; protein binding
Source: RefSeq, a predicted model, not a curated record